AACGGAGCGGAUGUCAACAAGGCUGGCGUGGAGGGCGCGACAGCACUUCACUAUCUGUGUUCUAAGAAUGAGGUCAAUGAAGGCGCUGUCAAACUGUUGUUACAAAAGGGAGCUGAUGUCAACAAGGCUGACAUGGAGGGGUUUACAGCACUUCACAGUCUGUGUGCUAGGGAUGAUGUCAAUGAAAACACUAUCAAACUGUUGUUACAAAACGGAGCUGAUGUCAACAAGGCUGGCGUGAAGGGCAUGACUGCACCUCACUAUCUGUUUGAUAGAGAUGAAGUCGAUGAAAGCGCUAUGAAACUGUUGUUACAAAACGAAACUGAUGUCAACACGGCUGACGUGGAUGGCGUGACAUCACUACACUAUCUAUGUGAUAGGGAUGGUGUCAAUGUAUGCGCUGUCAAACUGUUAUUACAAAACGGAGCUGAUGUCAACUAGCCUAACG
Molecule: messenger RNA, 448 nt
Organism: Haliotis rufescens (red abalone)
Lineage: Eukaryota; Metazoa; Mollusca; Gastropoda; Lepetellida; Haliotidae
Product: protein VAPYRIN-like
Exons: 1
Cellular component (GO): nucleus; cytoplasm
Molecular function (GO): protein binding
Source: RefSeq, a predicted model, not a curated record